GCUGCCUCUUACGCCUGCCACUUGCUACUUGUUGCCGCAGAGUAUCAGAUCGCAUCUUGUCUUCAUCUCAUCCCAUGCAAUCUCAACUCGCCGAUCGAAAAUUCCCAGACGACUUGUAACGCUGAUCGAUCAUCCACAUCUGAGCCUUGCGAGCCUUGCGUGUCGAGAUGGAGGACGAGUGGACGGUCAAUGCCAAUAAUGCGCUUUCCUUGUCGCUUGUGCGACCGACUGCCACCGCCAUCGAUAAAGUCGCAUCCUUCCACCCCGAGUUUACGUAUGCCGUCUUUGGCCAGGAUGAGAGCAUUUUCGGAUAUAAGGGCUUGAGGAUUGAAUUGCAAUACGAUGCUAGGGAUUUGCGACCGAAUCUUUCCGUUUCGUCCGCGCGCAAAUUUACGGCUGUUGGUGAUGUUGAGGCAGUUGAUAUCAGGGAGACUUUGAGAGAGUUCUUGCCCGGAGUCGCCUUCCAAUCGAAGCAAGACUUCCAGUUAGCUAUUAAGAAUAUCCCCGACAACUGGACCCCUCCCGGAAGCCUCCUCAAGACCUAUGAGAAGAACGGAGAGACGUACGAGAUUUGGCAUGGCAAGUUGUCCGAUCCGGCUAUCCUACAACUCGUCAAGCGCAUCCAAUUCGUAGUUCUUCUCUUCAUCGAAGGGGGAUCUUACAUCGGAGUCGAUGCCGAAGGGAAGGAUGAACCCGCCUAUUCUCUCUCUCGAUGGUCCAUCUUCUUCGUUUACAAGAAGGAAGCAGAUCCCGCUGCGGCGGGCAAGCAUCAGUAUACUUUCCAGGGCUACUCGACGGUCUAUAAUUUCUGGAUGUACCAAACACCUGCUCCUCGAAAGAUUCCCAAUAACGAGUCUUGGGAGCUACCGACGGGGGACUUUCCACUCGAGUACCUGCCUCACCGCGUGCGAAUUUCACAGUUUGUCAUCCUCCCUCCCUUUCAAGGCAAGGGAAUCGGCGCUUUCCUCUACAAUACCAUCUUCGAGCUAGCGAUAAACAACAGCGCCGUUAAAGAAGUCACCGUGGAAGAUCCGAACGACGACUUCGACCUCCUGCGGGACUUGUGCGACAUGAAGUACUUGCGCAAGAAUGCGCCGGAAUUUUCUGGGCUCAGGCUGAACACCGAGAUCGCUAUCCCCGAGAAGGGUGCCACCUUGCACCACAGCACGCAAGUAUCCGCUUCGGAAGAUGCAAGCGCCUCUGGCGAUCCGAUCGUAGACAUCGCGAGGCUGGAAAGUCUACGGGUCAAGUCGAAAAUCGCGCCCCGGCAAUUCUCACGACUCGUCGAGAUGCACCUAAUGUCCACCCUUCCCGAUUCCGUCCGGCCCCAAGCCGAAAGGGACUCUGGGAAGCAAGCGGCACCGGAAGCCGACAAGCAUGCCUACGCGCUUUGGCGUCUGCUUCUCAAGCAGCGGCUGUACCGCCGCAAUAUGUCUGUCCUAGGCGAGUUCGAGAUCACGGAGCGCAUCAUUAAGCUAAACGAGACUGUCGGCAACGUCGAGUGGGAGUAUGCGAGGAUUCUGGACCGGCUCGAGUCGGCGACUACCGCUUCGGAUGGGAAGAGGAAGCUCGAUGUCGCGGACGCCGGCGAGAAUCCCGUGAGCAAAAAGGCCCGCGUCGGGGACGCCUCGUAGGAAGGCAUAGUCUUGGCUUUUAGACGCUUAUGAGAGAAAUCUCGUGCUUUGCAGGUGGGAACGGAGUUAUGGCUGGCAUUGAAUCAUAGAUACCUCCUGUACUUUCGCGCUGGUUUCGAGAGGUCGUAAUUAGGUAUCUUGCCCGAGGAACAUGCCAUUAUUGGCUGUUAUAGAGCACGGCUCG
This is a messenger RNA of Durotheca rogersii, 1818 nucleotides long. RefSeq names its product acyl-CoA N-acyltransferase. The transcript has 3 exons. Bases 168 to 1634 code for a protein of 488 amino acids. Gene Ontology annotation, biological process: subtelomeric heterochromatin formation. Gene Ontology annotation, molecular function: histone H4 acetyltransferase activity; histone binding. NCBI's taxonomy places the organism in Eukaryota, Fungi, Ascomycota, Sordariomycetes, Xylariales, Xylariaceae. The record is from RefSeq and is a predicted model, not a curated record. Gene Ontology annotation, cellular component: nucleus.